This is a messenger RNA of Carassius gibelio (silver crucian carp), 7572 nucleotides long. It is a transcript of the gene ighd, whose product is annotated as immunoglobulin heavy constant delta. NCBI's taxonomy places the organism in Eukaryota, Metazoa, Chordata, Actinopteri, Cypriniformes, Cyprinidae. The transcript is spliced from 23 exons. Bases 589 to 7287 code for a protein of 2232 amino acids. The record is from RefSeq and is a predicted model, not a curated record.
AAGUUUUUUUUUAAAUGUUUCCCUAUUUUCUAAAUGUAAAAACUUACACAUAAUUUUCUUAAACCCAAAGCUUAAUUUUCUCUAGAUCUGCAAGGCUUUGUUCUUUGUGAGAUAAUAUUUUGUCAAUAUUUGAGAGUGUAAUAUUUCAUGCUCCACGUAUAUUAAAACAUAAAUUGCAUAACAAGCAAGUUGUUUUAUGUAAAUGGCCAGAUGUCUUUCCUGUGCAGAUGUUCUCAACCACAUUUCAGAGAUGCAGGUGGUUUUCAGUUCUGCUUUCGGUGGCUAUUUUAGCUUGACUGUUACUUAACGUUUCCAUCUGCUAUUUGCUAUGUUCACUGAAGCAUGAUUCUGAUUUCCUCUUCUGUCCAUCUUUGUUUUCAGUAUCUGCAACAUUUAAAAACUCCCAUGAUAUAAAUAAUCACCACACUGAAACACCAACAGCAUUAAUUUGCAUAAUUUGCAUAUGAAUUAAUCGAAUAAACAUUUUCAUAAACUUUGUUGCCUUUGUUUAUACCACACUGCCUAAGUUAAUUGAUUUUUGUCUCCAUUUUAAUAGCAAUACGUGUCAAUAAGCCUACUAUUGCUCUGAUGAGUAGAAAGGAGGGUGACAGGAUUGUGUUGGAGUGCCAGCUGCGUGAUUAUUUCCCAGAGAAAAUUACGGUAAAUUGGUUUGAGGGUGAUAAUCAUGUCAAAGGUCAAAUUGAUAAGAAGUUUCAGAACACUGAUAAAGGCGAGAAAAAGUACACUUUCAUAAGUCAGUUAUCCAUCAGUGCCCAAUAUGAAGGCAAAAACUAUUCUUGUAAAGCCACCCACAACUCUGAAGAAUUCAAGAAAGAAUAUAACAUGUGCAUGGCCAACCCUUUGUGCAAACCUUCAAUCCAAAUGAAGAAAUCUCAUCUCAGAGACAUUAUACAGGAGAAUAAGGUCACAGUUACCUGUGUUGUUGAAGCACCAGACAACACUAAAGUGUCAUGGUUGACAGAUAGUGCAAGGAAAACAGCCACCACAGAAUACAGAGACCAGUUCAAUAAUACUGUGAGCAACUUGACUUUGUUCAGAAAUGAUUGGUUGACCCUUAAGACCGUUGUUUGUACAGCUAAACAUCCAUGUUUCCCAGAAGUGAAGGUUGAAAUUCAAACUGCUAAUAUAAAGACAGAUCCUGUAGUGGUGAUCAGGAGGCGUUUCGUGAAAUCAACGCAGACAGACAGUCCUGUGCUGGAGUGUGUUGUAAAUGGUCUCCCGUCUGGUGAGGUCUGCAUCAACUUCCAGGCAAAUCAAAUAGAUAUCUCAGUAUUAAGUUGUGUGGAUUGGGCCCCGUCCGAAAACAUUUGGUCCUUGACCAAACAGUUCCCAAUACCUAAAGAGCACCAGAGGAAUGGAAAAACCUUUACCUGUAAAGUUCAAAGGCCCUUCAAAUCCUGGACAUCCAAACCUACUGGAAACAUUUUUGGCGAUCCUACCAUACAGCUUGCUGUUGUUCCCAGUGUUGGUCAGUCUAGUUCAGACCAACAGAAGCUGCUGUGUUCUGUGACAGGAUUCAACCCAAAUAUCAAGUGGCUAUCAGAUUCAGUGGUUAAACCUGGCCGAGAUUUAGACCUCACAAUGAUGGAAGAUGGACGUGUGAAAGUAUACAGUGAGAUAUCGGUGCCACAGCAAGAGUGGAAUCAAGGGAUCACUUACACCUGUGAGAUUAAUAACGGACUCGGUGAAAGAAGUGCUGAGAAAAGCACCAGUAUUUGUGCAGCACAAUCUUUGUGCAAACCUUCAAUCCAAAUGAAGAAAUCUCAUCUCAGAGACAUUAUACAGGAGAAUAAGGUCACAGUUUCCUGUGUUGUUGAAGCACCAGACAACACUAAAGUGUCAUUGUUGACAGAUAGUGUAAGACAAACAGCCACCACAGAAUACAGAGACCAGUUCAAUAAUACUGUGAGCAACUUGACUUUGUUCAGAAAUGAUUGGUUGACCCUUAAGACCGUUGUUUGUACAGCUAAACAUCCAUGUUUCCCAGAAGUGAAGGUUGAAAUUCAAACUGCUGAUAUAAAGACAGAUCCUGUAGUGGUGAUCAGGAGGCGUUUCGUGAAAUCAACGCAGACAGACAGUCCUGUGCUGGAGUGUGUUGUAAAUGGUCUCCCGUCUGGUGAGGUCUGCAUCAACUUCCAGGCAAAUCAAAUAGAUAUCUCAGUAUUAAGUUGUGUGGAUUGGGCCCCGUCCGAAAACAUUUGGUCCUUGACCAAACAGUUCCCAAUACCUAAAGAGCACCAGAGGAAUGGAAAAACCUUUACCUGUAAAGUUCAAAGGCCCUUCAAAUCCUGGACAUCCAAACCUACUGGAAACAUUUUUGGCAAUGCUACCAUACAGCUUGCUGUUGUUCCCAGUGUUGGUCAGUCUAGUUCAGACCAACAGAAGCUGCUGUGUUCUGUGACAGGAUUCAACCCAAAUAUCAAGUGGCUAUCAGAUUCAGUGGUUAAACCUGGCCGAGAUUUAGACCUCACAAUGAUGGAAGAUGGACGUGUAAAAGUAUACAGUGAGAUAUCAGUGCCACAGCAAGAGUGGAAUCAAGGGAUCACUUACACCUGUGAGAUUAAUAACGGACUUGGUGCAAGAAUUGCUGAGAAAAGCACCAGUAUUUGUGCAGCACAAUCUUUGUCCAAACCUUCAAUACAAAUGAAGAAAUCUCAUCUCAGAGACAUUAUACAGGAGAAUAAGGUCACAGUUACCUGUUUUGUUGAAGCACCAGACAACACUAAAGUGUCAUGGUUGACAGAUAGUGCAAGGAAAACAGCCACCACAGAAUACAGAGACCAGUUCAAUAAUACUGUGAGCAACUUGACUUUGUCCAGAAAUGAUUGGUUGACCCUUAAGACCGUUGUUUGUACAGCUAAACAUCCAUGUUUCCCAGAAGUGAAGGUUGAAAUUCAAACUGCUAAUAUAAAGACAGAUCCUGUAGUGGUGAUCAGGAGGCGUUUCGUGAAAUCAACGCAGACAGACAGUCCUGUGCUGGAGUGUGUUGUAAAUGGUCUCCCGUCUGGUGAGGUCUGCAUCAACUUCCAGGCAAAUCAAAUAGAUAUCUCAGUAUUAAGUUGUGUGGAUUGGGCCCCGUCCGAAAACAUUUGGUCCUUGACCAAACAGUUCCCAAUACCUAGAGAGCACCAGAGGAAUGGAAAAACCUUUACCUGUAAAGUUCAAAGGCCCUUCAAAUCCUGGACAUCCAAACCUACUGGAAACAUUUUUGGCGAUCCUACCAUACAGCUUGCUGUUGUUCCCAGUGUUGGUCAGUCUAGUUCAGACCAACAGAAGCUGCUGUGUUCUGUGACAGGAUUCAACCCAAAUAUCAAGUGGCUAUCAGAUUCAGUGGUUAAACCUGGCCGAGAUUUAGACCUCACAAUGAUGGAAGAUGGACGUGUGAAAGUAUACAGUGAGAUAUCGGUGCCACAGCAAGAGUGGAAUCAAGGGAUCACUUACACCUGUGAGAUUAAUAACGGACUCGGUGAAAGAAGUGCUGAGAAAAGCACCAGUAUUUGUGCAGCACAAUCUUUGUGCAAACCUUCAAUCCAAAUGAAGAAAUCUCAUCUCAGAGACAUUAUACUUGAGAAUAAGGUCACAGUUUCCUGUGUUGUUGAAGCACCAGACAACACUAAAGUGUCAUUGUUGACAGAUAGUGUAAGACAAACAGCCACCACAGAAUACAGAGACCAGUUCAAUAAUACUGUGAGCAACUUGACUUUGUCCAGAAAUGAUUGGUUGACCCUUAAGACCGUUGUUUGUACAGCUAAACAUCCAUGUUUCCCAGAAGUGAAGGUUGAAAUUCAAACUGCUGAUAUAAAGACAGAUCCUGUAGUGGUGAUCAGGAGGCGUUUCGUGAAAUCAACGCAGACAGACAGUCCUGUGCUGGAGUGUGUUGUAAAUGGUCUCCCGUCUGGUGAGGUCUGCAUCAACUUCCAGGCAAAUCAAAUAGAUAUCUCAGUAUUAAGUUGUGUGGAUUGGGCCCCGUCUGAAAACAUUUGGUCCUUGACCAAACAGUUCCCAAUACCUAAAGAGCACCAGAGGAAUGGAAAAACCUUUACCUGUAAAGUUCAAAGGCCCUUCAAAUCCUGGACAUCCAAACCUACUGGAAACAUUUUUGGCAAUGCUACCAUACAGCUUGCUGUUGUUCCCAGUGUUGGUCAGUCUAGUUCAGACCAACAGAAGCUGCUGUGUUCUGUGACAGGAUUCAACCCAAAUAUCAAGUGGCUAUCAGAUUCAGUGGUUAAACCUGGCCGAGAUUUAGACCUCACAAUGAUGGAAGAUGGACGUGUAAAAGUAUACAGUGAGAUAUCGGUGCCACAGCAAGAGUGGAAUCAAGGGAUCACUUACACCUGUGAGAUUAAUAACGGACUUGGUGCAAGAAUUGCUGAGAAAAGCACCAGUAUUUGUGCAGCACAAUCUUUGUCCAAACCUUCAAUACAAAUGAAGAAAUCUCAUCUCAGAGACAUUAUACAGGAGAAUAAGGUCACAGUUACCUGUGUUGUUGAAGCACCAGACAACACUAAAGUGUCAUGGUUGACAGAUAGUGCAAGGAAAACAGCCACCACAGAAUACAGAGACCAGUUCAAUAAUACUGUGAGCAACUUGACUUUGUUCAGAAAUGAUUGGUUGACCCUUAAGACCGUUGUUUGUACAGCUAAACAUCCAUGUUUCCCAGAAGUGAAGGUUGAAAUUCAAACUGCUGAUAUAAAGACAGAUCCUGUAGUGGUGAUCAGGAGGCGUUUCGUGAAAUCAACGCAGACAGACAGUCCUGUGCUGGAGUGUGUUGUAAAUGGUCUCCCGUCUGGUGAGGUCUGCAUCAACUUCCAGGCAAAUCAAAUAGAUAUCUCAGUAUUAAGUUGUGUGGAUUGGGCCCCGUCCGAAAACAUUUGGUCCUUGACCAAACAGUUCCCAAUACCUAGAGAGCACCAGAGGAAUGGAAAAACCUUUACCUGUAAAGUUCAAAGGCCCUUCAAAUCCUGGACAUCCAAACCUACUGGAAACAUUUUUGGCAAUGCUACCAUACAGCUUGCUGUUGUUCCCAGUGUUGGUCAGUCUAGUUCAGACCAACAGAAGCUGCUGUGUUCUGUGACAGGAUUCAACCCAAAUAUCAAGUGGCUAUCAGAUUCAGUGGUUAAACCUGGCCGAGAUUUAGACCUCACAAUGAUGGAAGAUGGACGUGUAAAAGUAUACAGUGAGAUAUCGGUGCCACAGCAAGAGUGGAAUCAAGGGAUCACUUACACCUGUGAGAUUAAUAACGGACUUGGUGCAAGAAUUGCUGAGAAAAGCACCAGUAUUUGUGCAGCACAAUCUUUGUCCAAACCUUCAAUACAAAUGAAGAAAUCUCAUCUCAGAGACAUUAUACAGGAGAAUAAGGUCACAGUUACCUGUGUUGUUGAAGCACCAGACAACACUAAAGUGUCAUGGUUGACAGAUAGUGCAAGGAAAACAGCCACCACAGAAUACAGAGACCAGUUCAAUAAUACUGUGAGCAACUUGACUUUGUUCAGAGAUGAUUGGUUGACCCUUAAGACCGUUGUUUGUACAGCUAAACAUCCAUGUUUCCCAGAAGUGAAGGAUGAAAUUCAAACUGCUGAUAUAAAGACAGAUCCUGUAGUGGUGAUCAGGAGGCGUUUCGUGAAAUCAACGCAGACAGACAGUCCUGUGCUGGAGUGUGUUGUAAAUGGUCUCCCGUCUGGUGAGGUCUGCAUCAACUUCCAGGCAAAUCAAAUAGAUAUCUCAGUAUUAAGUUGUGUGGAUUGGGCCCCGUCCGAAAACAUUUGGUCCUUGACCAAACAGUUCCCAAUACCUAAAGAGCACCAGAGGAAUGGAAAAACCUUUACCUGUAAAGUUCAAAGGCCCUUCAAAUCCUGGACAUCCAAACCUACUGGAAACAUUUUUGGCGAUCCUACCAUACAGCUUGCUGUUGUUCCCAGUGUUGGUCAGUCUAGUUCAGACCAACAGAAGCUGCUGUGUUCUGUGACAGGAUUCAACCCAAAUAUCAAGUGGCUAUCAGAUUCAGUGGUUAAACCUGGCCGAGAUUUAGACCUCACAAUGAUGGAAGAUGGACGUGUGAAAGUAUACAGUGAGAUAUCGGUGCCACAGCAAGAGUGGAAUCAAGGGAUCACUUGUCAAACUAAAAAUAAUACUACAACUGCUGAGAAACGCGCCAGUAUUUGCACAGUGAUUGCACCAUCCAGUCAGCGGGCAGAGGUCUACCUGGUGGGUCCAUCCCUCAGUAGUGUGAGAUCUGACACCUCUGUGACUUUGACAUGUUUGGUGGUUGGUCAGAGUGUCAAGUUGUUCUCCAUUCAAUGGAAAGUCAAUGGUAAGGUUCCCAAUCCAAAAGGCCAUGAACAAGAGCCUAGAGAUCAUAACAAUGGGACUCAAAGCAAAGAAAGUAUUUUGAAGUGUUCAGUUAGAGACUGGAAUGCAUAUGCUCUCUUCACCUGUGAGGUUAAGCAUCUGUGCUCAACAUAUACACAUCAGAAGAACAUCUCAAAAACUCGAGACCCCAAACAACCCACUGUCAGAAUCCUCAGACCCUCAGAUAGUGAUCUCUCUGGACUCCAAAAUCCCAGCCUUCUUUGUUUAAUCACUGGUUUCUUCCCGUCUGAUAUCUCUGUGCAGUGGAAACUAAAUGGGACGCAACUAGAUGCGUCUCAGUUCACUAACAGUCCUGUGGCUGCUCACACUUCAGGAGGUUUUACAAUGCAUAGUGCCCUGAUGCUGCCUGCAUCAGAGAGGAAGGAUGGCACGUUCUCGUGUGUUGUUUCUCAUGAGUCAUCCCAAAAUCCAAUCAGCGCCACUGUAGAGAACUUGUAUGCCUCGUUGAUUCGCUCUCCUCCAUCUGUAGAGCUGCUGCAGGGUACUAGUGUGCCUGAGCUAGUGUGCCUGGUAUUUGGUUUCAGCCCACCUGACAUCAACAUCACCUGGUGGCUAGGUAAGACUGAGAUGCCUGCCCGCAGCAUCUCUCACCCUGCAAAAGGCCCUGAUGGAAAAUUUAGCAUCCAAAGUCACCUGGAACUCCAAUCUUCAGACUGGGUACCUGGUGAGGUGUACACAUGUGAGGUCACUCAUGUUACUGGUAUCCUGUCUCCUAACAUCUCAACGAAAACAGAAUUAUUUGAAGAGGCUAUAUUUUUGAAUGAGAACAAACCUGAAGCUAUUACACAGGAUACAGUUGAAGAGGCCUGGAACAUGGCCUGUGCCUUCCUCGUCCUCUUCCUCCUUUCUCUUCUCUAUGGGUGCACAGUGACUUUGGUCAAAGUCAGGCUUACAUGAGCAAUAUUUUGUGUUUAUGUUUUCUAGAUUAAUUUGCUUCUUGGUUGUUGUUGUUUUGUUUAUGUCUUUCAGUUGACAUAACUUUGCAAAAUUAUAUGGUAAAUGUCAGCUUUUCGCCUUGUGACCAUUUAAAUAUGAAUGAAAAAAAUAUAUAAACAUUUUUUUUUUUUGUUGUUGUUAUUAUUAGCAGUGCAUGUAAACAUCUAAGAUUUGAUAUUUUGCCUUUUUUUCAGUUAUCAAAUGAUGUGUUGUUUGUGUUUUUGAAUAAAAUAAUCAACUCCUCUG